AUGCCGCUGUUGGUGUUCGUGAACUCGAAGAGCGGGGGGCAGAUGGGAACGUACAUGCUCGAGUCGCUGCGGUCGAAUUUAAAUCCGCUGCAAGUGGUGGAUUUACACAACACCGGUCCAAAGGCGGCGUUGAAGCUCUUCGCCAACGUGCCAAACGUACGAAUUUUAGUCGCGGGGGGAGACGGAACGGUGGCGUGGAUUUUGCAAACGCUCGACGAAAUCGACGUUCCGAAGAAGCCACCGGUGGGUGUUUUGCCUCUGGGCACCGGGAACGACUUGGCGAGAGUACUGGGAUGGGGUGGUGGGUACUCGAACGAGCUCAUCUCUGAACUUUUAGUGCAAGUGCUCGAGGCGCACCCCGCGCUGCUGGAUCGCUGGCAGGUGGAAAUCACCGCCAACGAGCCGCCGAAAACGCCAAGCAAGUUCGCAUCCGCGGCUGGGUUACCGGCGGCGCCGCCCUUGCCGAAGAAGAAGGAGAUUGUUUUCCAAAACUAUCUCGGCAUCGGCGUAGACGCGCAGGCGGCGCUGCGCUUCCAUAGAACUCGCAACUUGCGACCUCAAUUGUUUUUUAGCGCGAUGACGAACAAACUGCUGUAUGGAGCGUUCGGGGCAAAAGAUGUCCUCGAGCACUCUUGCGCAGGUUUGCACCGAAGCAUUAGAAUUUACGCCGAUGGCGUGCGACAGACGAUUCCGCCCGAAGCCGAGGGAAUCAUUUUGCUCAACAUCAACUCCUUCGCGGGCGGCGUGCGGAUGUGGGAACGCGACGGGUCGUACGGUGUGUCUUCGAUGCAGGACGGCAUGGUGGACAUCGUCGUCGUGCACGGUGCCUUGCACUUGGGUCAGCUGAACAUUGGCGUCGACAAACCCGUGCGCAUUUGUCAAGCGCGGGAAGUCCGCGUCGUCGUCGAUCGCAAAAUCCCCAUGCACGUCGACGGCGAGCCGUGGGAGCAACCCGCGUGCACGAUGGAUAUUAAACUGAGAAAUAAAGCCACGAUGCUCCGUCGAACCGCGGACGUGCGCGGGAUGACGGUGAUCGAGAUGCAAAACACCCUCGAUUGGGCGUGCAAAGAGGACAUAAUCUCCGAGCCCCAGCGCGAGCAAAUCAUGGUCGAAGCCUACCGCCGCGCCGACGCCCGCUCGAUGGAAAACGGCCAUCGCCGUUCGGGUUUGCACCGCCGAUCGGGCAGCAUCGGCAACCUCUUAAACGCCAAGAGUUCGUCUUACAGCCAGCUCUUCGCCGGCGACGGCUUCGGUCUCGGGUAG
Ostreococcus lucimarinus CCE9901 is the source of this 1263-nucleotide messenger RNA. RefSeq lists its product with no specific name. Gene Ontology annotation, molecular function: ATP-dependent diacylglycerol kinase activity. NCBI's taxonomy places the organism in Eukaryota, Viridiplantae, Chlorophyta, Mamiellophyceae, Mamiellales, Bathycoccaceae. The record is from RefSeq and is a predicted model, not a curated record. The transcript has a single exon. The coding region runs from base 1 to 1263 and encodes 420 amino acids.